AUGGAGGUCACGAAGUUGAUCAGCACCAAGGAGAUCGCCAAGCACAAGUCCACGUCCGACUGCUGGAUUGUCGUCGACGACCAAGUAUGGGACGUCACUGAUUUCGCGCCAGAGCACCCUGGAGGCUCAUCGCUCAUAACGAGAUAUGGAGGUCGUGAUGCUACCAAGGCCAUAAUCGAGGACAACCUGCCACUAGACAACUUCAUCGGCAACCUGGAUCGAUCAACAAUCAACGUCGACUGGGCACAAGACCCGGCAAGCAAUGUCAGUCCCUCUUCGAAUCCAACACAAGUCAGAUCAGACAACGAAAAGCCACCCUUACACUCCAUAAUCAACAGCUAUGAUUUCGAAAAGGUCGCUGCUGAGACGGCCUCGAAGAAAACAUACGCCUUCUACUCGACCGCCGCGACCGAUUGCUGGAGUCGAGAUAUGAACGAAUCAAUGUAUAAACGCAUCUGGUUCCGACCACGAGUGAUGCGAGACGUCUCCAGAAUCGACACUUCCACCACCAUUCUAGGAAACAAGGUCAACGUACCACUCUUCAUCUGCCCAACCGGUCUAGCCAAGAUGAUCCAACCCGAAGCCGAGAAAGCACUCGCUCGGGCCGCACAAUCGACUGGUAUACUCGAGAUCUUAUCGACCAGUGCCAGUCAUCCCGUUGAGGACAUCGUUGCCGAAGCACCAGGACAUCCGUUCUUCUUCCAGCUGUACGUGAACAAGGAUCGACGGAAGACGGAGGAGUUGAUCGCAAGAGUCAACAAGCUGGGCUUCAAAGCCAUCUUCGUGACGGUCGAUGCUGCUGGGAGAGGCAAGCGGGAGAGCGAUGAGAGGCUGGUGGUAGAUGAGCUGGUCAUGAGUCCCGUGACGGGCGAGCGUGCAAAGACGGAUAAGAAAGGUGGUGGAUUGACGAGAAUGAUGGGGUCUUUCAUCGAUCAGGCUUUGACGUGGGAGGAUAUUGCCUGGGUUCGUACGCUUACCGACUUGCCAAUCGUGCUGAAAGGCAUUACCACGGCAGCAGAUGCGAAGUUGGCAAUGAAGCACAAAGUUGAUGGAAUCCUGUUGAGUAACCACGGCGGGCGGAAUCUCGACUACUCACCUCCGUCAAUUCUGCUUCUACUUGAGAUGCACAAAUGCUGCCCCGAGAUCUUCGACAAGAUGGAAGUCUAUGUCGACGGUGGGAUACGUCGAGGUGGCGACAUAAUCAAAGCGCUCUGUCUAGGCGCCACAGCAGUAGGCGUAGGCCGGACAUUUCUGUACUCUCUAGCCUACGGCACAGAAGGAGCAGAACAUCUAGUCGAGAUCUUGAAGGACGAGAUGGACAGUUGCAUGAAAUUGCUAGGUGUCAGGGACUUGUCGGAAGUGCAUCCGGGCUUGGUGAAUACCAGUGACGUCGACCACUUAGUUCCAGGACCAGAGGCAGGAGAGGGAUAUCCGUAUGCGAAGUGGAGGCCACGACCACGAUCGAGAUUAUGA
Recurvomyces mirabilis is the source of this 1473-nucleotide messenger RNA. RefSeq lists its product as uncharacterized. Bases 1 to 1473 code for a protein of 490 amino acids. NCBI's taxonomy places the organism in Eukaryota, Fungi, Ascomycota, Dothideomycetes, Mycosphaerellales, Teratosphaeriaceae. Gene Ontology annotation, molecular function: oxidoreductase activity. The record is from RefSeq and is a predicted model, not a curated record. The transcript has 2 exons.